AUGGUAGUAGCAUGGCAAGUGUCUUUCAACGACAGUCGCUGUAAAGUUGAGGCCUUGUCGCGCAGUAGCAAUAACAAUAUCAAUCACAAUCAGUAUCUGGACUCGUUGAAACCUACCAGCUCGGCUAGUUUCCACAAUGCGAUGGAAAAGAAUAAUGAGAAUCAUCAAUUUCAAGAACAACAUUCCAGGAACUCCAUGGUGGAGGAGGAUGCCAUUAUUGCAAGAAGAACCCCCGACGAUCACUACGCAAAGCAUCAUCCUGGAGCAGGCUGGGCUGGAUACAAGCAUCCAAUGUAUGGAGGAUAUCUGGAUCAUCUUCAUUUACAGCCGACGGCUGCUUCCUGUUCUGACAAGACGACGGCAAACGUUGCUACUGCUGCAAGCGCAACAACAACAACAACAAGUACGAGUACGAGUACGAGUGCUGCAACACUGGCAAACCACAAUCAUGAUCAUUCUUCUGCAGAACCACCAGCACUACCACUACCACCACCACUACCACCACCACCAUCUCAUCCGUUUCAUUCAGCGCAAGCAAACCACAAUGCAGUUGGCAACAAUAACCAAAGUGAUAAGGGCAGUGCUGCCACGAGGACGAGCAGCUUGCCGUAUUUAAAGACCUUGCAAGAGAAUAAUUCAAAUGUUUGGGAAGAAGGAAAACCAGCGGAUUAUGGAGAUGAUAUUCGAUGGGGAGCCCAAGUAUAUUUGGAUGGCUUAUGA
Molecule: messenger RNA, 720 nt
Organism: Cylindrotheca closterium
Lineage: Eukaryota; Bacillariophyta; Bacillariophyceae; Bacillariales; Bacillariaceae
Source: the annotation of a GenBank genome assembly